AUGUAUGUUCAUCAUUAUUACUUCAGUCUUAACUUAGACUGUAGAUUUUUCGUGUUCUUCUAGGCUUGCCCAUUUCAUUUGAUAGUUUUAAGAACUUCGGAUGAGAGCCAACUAAGUUAGUGUAACUUUCUUUAAACACAUAGCCCUAAAUCAAAAUGUAUGAAUCAGGCUUACCACUGAAUUCUUCUGGAUUUACUGAUAUAAAACAGUCUCUAAGAAAAUUAGAUUUUCCUAUAUGUGUCAAAGAGAGUUUAAGAACUAUUGAGAAAUUGUGUUUGAGUAUUAAUGGCCUGGGGAGAGCACAAAGUAUCAAGCAGACAGAUUUUGCCAUGGAACUCAUUGCAGAAUUUGUGUUUUGUGAGGUUGACCGAAGAGGUUUCAAAAGAAAGAAAUUAAGUGCUAUCCAAGAAUUAAUGCUCUUAGAAGUUGUGUGUGACUACCUGUCUCAUCCAAACAUCAAUGAAGUGUGGCGAAAUUCUAUAUUUAUGUCUUUAUUCCCCUCAUCUCAUGGAGAUAGAUCAAGGCUGCUUGUGAAGCUUGUCUCGCUUUCAAUUUCAAUCAACAACAGUUCAGUACUAAGUGCUACAGCAGUUUUGAUUCAGCAAGUGGGGUGUACUUCUAAGUUUUCAAUUCAGCUAGCUCAGGGUCUCGUCAAUGAUCACUUCAUUUUAGUACCCAAAGGCAAUAGUUCUCUGCAGGAUUUGCCCACCAUCGCACCACUUUUCACUGCAAAUUUCUUGACUGCUGUAGCAGAAAUUUAUUAUGGCGCCGACAAAUCUUGUUUGGUUCCCCCACCUUCAAGGCUUCUGGAAGUUGUUACUCUGUGGGUAGCAGAUAAUCCUAGUCUCUGCAUAACUGCUUUGAUCAUUAACUUACAACCAGCUUUGCCUCUUGGAGGUAUACCAAUGCCCGCUGUUACACCUUAUGCAGGGCUGUUUAAGUGGUGUGUUUUGUCACCAUUAUAUGCACCUAUUGAAGACUACAGCUUGUAUUCUCAGUUACAUUUGGCUCUUUUAAACUCUUUGUUUGAAAACGAAAAAAGUGUAAGCGGGAACAAUGUGAUCUCCACCCAGAGUUUGUCUACCAUUGUUUCCUUGAUCAUAAAAACUGAAGGUGACAACAAAACUAAGCAACAAGAUAGUAUAAAUAUAUUUGCCCAAGCAGUUCAUAUGGCUCUACAUACAAGAUGUGUCUAUGGAAAUAAACAAGACAUGCUGACACAGCUUGAACUAUUGUCAUCAAAUCAGCUUAUGUCGAUUGUCAUCAAUGAACAUCGAGCAAGUAUAUGACAGGAAAUCGCCUCUACCUCCGGGUUCUCUUCUCAAUGAAGUAACUGAGGAGGAAGGGGCAAAUGAUCUUUAAAGAGAUGCCUCAACUAAAGGUGCCUGCAACGUUGUACAAUACAGCUCUCUUGAAGACAAGAUUGUGGAUUGUCCAGGUUGCCAGUACAAUAUACAAAAGUGCCGGUGACUUUGACAGUGUUCAGUGCCAACAAACAGUUUCAAAAUUCAAUCAGUAUCUAAUAACAAGUGUUCCAACUCAUAUUAUUGAUGAACUAUACAACUCCACAGACGUUUUACUUUUCGAAACGACAGCAAGUGGACAUUGCCAGAAUCUGUGUUUUAAACAAACUUUAGAUCCGAGGAUUGUCCUGUCAAUGUAUAUACAUAAAAACAUGAAGGUGCUUACUGCUCAUAAGGUAGUAAACGAUUUGUAUUGGAAACUGACUUUACCCUCUUUACAAAACCUACUAAGGCUCGAUCUCAACAAAGUGUGUACAGACGAAAUAUUGGAAGUGGUCGGAAAUCAUUGUAGGAGCCUGGAGUUUGUGAACAUCGUCUCCAAGUCGUGUCACACGCGUACUAAAGACAGACAUAACGCUUUAAAACUUCAGCUGUGCGUGUCUGAUGCCGGUUUGAAGUCUCUAUGCAGUUGCAAGCAAUUAGUCGAAAUCCAGAUGACUUGUAUUAUCAGAAAAGGUUGUGGUGGUCGUCAGAUUACAAAUGAUGGGAUUAAACAUCUCCUUCUCUCCCUGCCUAAACUUCGCCGUAUCAACUACACAGACACUGGGAUUUUGCUCGACUCCAUGUCCCCAGAUGACAAGCUAUCGCUGGUGAGCAUUACGGACUACCAUCCUCGAGCAUCCAGGAUACCGAGAAUAGAGCUUCAAUGUCCUCACCUAACAGAGCUCCACCUCACCUACGCAUUCUCUUCAGACGAUUACAGAAGUGAUGUGAUUUCUGCCUUGUCCUCGAGUGGACUCAAAAUUUCAAUUUUAAGUUUAACGAAUUUCCCAUUUGAUGACUUUUUGAAACAUUAUUUAGAGGUGAAGGGAACAUACCUAAGGGUAUUCAAUUUUGUUUCUAGCUUUAUCCAGUCUGCGAAUGAGCUGUUCAGACUACUAGGCUGGACAUGUCCUAAUUUGGAGUCGAUGCACAUGCAUUUUCAUAUAUUUGACAGGGGUUAUAUCAGCAACCAGUUUCCGUUUGUAUCCUCUACUGCAAACAAUGAGAAAUUGUUUAGCAAUCUGAAGAGUUUGAUCAUAAAAGGUGUAUAUUGGGACUCUAAUCAUAUCUUACCACUUUUGCUGAAAAAUGCUAAAUUUAUCAGGAAAAUCAUUCUGAACAACCACAGCUACUCAGGUUGUUUGGACGAUGCUCUUCGCACGGUUAUGACCAUCAAUCAAUUUUCUCAUUUGGAAAGUGCAAGCUUUUUGAAGGGGAUCAAUAUCUCCUUUCAAUUUUUCAAAUCCUUCUUAAUGUCUUGUCCUUUGUUAACAAACGUAGUGGUCGAGAGUGAAUCACAGACUUAUUAUGACUUGGUUAAUCAGUUAAGAGAGGAACUUAUCAAAAAUAAUGUUAAUUUAAAUAUUGAUAUCUACAGUUUAACUUAAGAAUCUUCAUUUUACAAGCUAUGUAUGUAUUUUUUAUACUUAGCUCAAAGGCAUCUUUAUUGUUCUAAAUAAACUGGCUGUGAAUCACUUACUUAGCACGAUAUGCACUGUUGUUUAGCUUGAGGUUUUCAUCUAAAUAAAAUAUGUUUCUUGUC
Macrosteles quadrilineatus (aster leafhopper) is the source of this 3048-nucleotide messenger RNA. Its product is annotated as integrator complex subunit 15. Bases 156 to 1289 code for a protein of 377 amino acids. The record is from RefSeq and is a predicted model, not a curated record. The transcript is spliced from 2 exons. Lineage: Eukaryota; Metazoa; Arthropoda; Insecta; Hemiptera; Cicadellidae.